Molecule: messenger RNA, 1682 nt
Organism: Phragmites australis (common reed)
Lineage: Eukaryota; Viridiplantae; Streptophyta; Magnoliopsida; Poales; Poaceae
Exons: 2
Coding region: 354-1391 (345 amino acids)
Molecular function (GO): protein binding
Source: RefSeq, a predicted model, not a curated record
GUCACACCAGCUGCGCUGCCACCGAGCACGCGGCCGGCCAAAACGCCCACACCGAGAGCAGCGCGCGGCCGAGCUUUCCCUGGACCGGCGACGAAAUUAACCAGACUGAACUGGCCGGAACUGACGCGCAAGGCACGCAUCGUCGCCUUCCCAAUGUGGCACGGCGCCAACGGCCGUGGGGGCUAUAUAUACCCCGCCAUUGCCGCCCCUUCCUCUCCGCAAGCUAGAUCGCCAUUCCACGCCGCCUUUGCUGGGAUAUUCGGUUCUUGGAUCCUAACAAACACCCUUCAGUUUUGAGAGAUUUCUUGGGUUCGUUCGUUCGCCCCCUGUUUCCUUCCCGUUCGGUCGCGAGGAUGACGCCGGCGAGUAUGGUCGCCAUGCCCAGGAGCGUUCCGGUGGCAGUGGCGGCGUUCCCGGCGGCCGCGCGGGCCGGGCAGCGGAGGAACGCCCGGUUCUUCAGGCCCGUGCCCGCGUGCGGCGGGGACGAUCUGCCGCCGUCGAUGGCCGCGGUGCCGGCGUCGCUGCGCGCCAUCCAGACCAAGCGGAAGCUGGCGGCGGCGCGGCGCGGGGUGCCGCGGGCGGCCGCCACGAGCGCGGCCGAGUGCGCGGUGGCGGCGCUGGUCAAGGCGGUCGAGGUCGUCCAGGGCGCGGCGGCCGGUGGCGCUGCCGAGGCCGCGCGCGGAGCAGGGGACGCUGUGGCGUGGGUCUUCCGCAAGGUGCACUUCCAGUCGCCGGACCUCGCGGUCGGGCUGCUCGGGAUGGUUGCGUCCUGCCUCGGUACGGCCGUCGAGGUCGAGAUGGACCGCAUGCAGGCGAAGAAGCCCGAGGCGUCGGGCAACGCGGAGCCUGACCCCGACGACAACAGGGACACGGAGGACCCCGAGGAUCUGCCGGAGCUGGUGGAGAUGGACAUGGAGAAGGAGCUGUGGGCCAGGAUCGGCAUCCUGCAUGGCGAUCUGUAUGGGGACAGCGACGUGCUGGUAGAACUCGACGAGGACGAGAUCCAGGAAAUCAACAGCGCCCGCGCGAGGCGCCGGAAGGCGGCGUACGAGAGGAUCAUCGCCACCGGCGGCGCGAACUCGCUCAUCCUGUCCAACUACGCGCAGCUCCUCUACGAGUUCGACAAGGACAUCAACAGGGCGGAGAUGUACUUCAAGCAGGCGGUGGCCGCCGAGCCGGCGGACGGCGAGGCGAUGCGGAGGUACGCCAUGUUCCUCUGGCACGCCCGCGGCGACAUCGGCGGAGCCGAGGACAUGUUCAACGGAGCCAUCGACGAGGAACCCGAGAGCAGCCACCACCAGAGCAGCUACGCGUGUUUCCUCUGGAUGACCGGCGGCGUCGAGACCUGCCUCAUCGACAUCGGCAAGAACGGCGUCAAUGACGCCGAAUGAACCGCAACCCGUCGGAGACCGCCGUACCUCCAGCCAAGACAAGACCUUUACCGGCAAGUGCCCGGCGACGGGCCGGCCAUUUAGAUGGUGCAUCUAGGUAUUGCUAUGCAUGGCCAGCUAUGGCUAUACAGUAGUAUCAUCCGUGAGUAGCAUCGAUCGGCCCUUGCAGGGGCCAGUAUACCAGAUGAUGCGCAUCCAGGAGCCAACCCAGGAGGCACCGAUAAUGUUGGCAAGCUAGCGCAUGUAGUACUGUAGUGUGUGGUGCUAGUACCAGUGGUCUGUGGAAUAAAG